Lachnellula hyalina is the source of this 5052-nucleotide messenger RNA. It is a transcript of the gene DNA2, whose product is annotated as DNA replication ATP-dependent helicase/nuclease. Gene Ontology annotation, molecular function: 5'-flap endonuclease activity; single-stranded DNA helicase activity. Gene Ontology annotation, cellular component: cytoplasm. Bases 1 to 5052 code for a protein of 1683 amino acids. The transcript has 5 exons. NCBI's taxonomy places the organism in Eukaryota, Fungi, Ascomycota, Leotiomycetes, Helotiales, Lachnaceae. The record is from RefSeq and is a predicted model, not a curated record. Gene Ontology annotation, biological process: replication fork reversal.
AUGCCUCUGCAGAAGUCGUUCUCAGACCAGAAUUAUUCUGCUAAGGCAAGACAAAAGCAGCAGAAUCGUCCACAAUGGAGCCGAAAUAAGAGCUUCCCAGGACAGCAGCCUCCAAAGCAAAACCCCCCGUCGAAACCUCUGCAGGAGAAGCCACAUGUUCCAGUCUCAACGGCUACCAAGAACAAGCUCAAUGUGUUCCAAUUCGGCGAUUCGAAGGCGGUGUCCUCAGAGAAGGUCGUGAUAAACCUGCUAUCCAAUGAUGACAAGGAGAAUGCGGAUUCGGGCAGUAGAGGUGGCCCUCAAAUUGUCCCCGAGGGAAAGAAAAAUAUAUCAGAAGAGCAGGCUGCUCUAGCAGAUCUGCCAAUGGCGAAUUUACCCUCGACCCCUGGAAGCAGACUGGCACUUCCGGACCUGAUUGGAAUGGGGGAUAUUAUACGAGCAGUUCAAAACGUAUCUCCGGACGAGCGUAUAGAAUGGGAUUACGACAAGGACAACGAACCAACCUCUUCGUCAUCUUUCCGGGGCAUCAGGAGAGCAAAGAAACGAGCGAGAAGUUCCUCACCAGUGAACUCUUCACCAGCCCUCGCCUCAAAUCACUUCUCUGCUAAGAGUGGAACUGCAAAUCCACAAGUCGACCCGGGAUCAGAACUCUGGGGCCGCUAUUCCCUCAACGGAUCUAAUGCUCUUACCCCUCAGGGCCCAUCGGUCCCUGCAUUGGCACAUUUGAUGCAGACGUCUUCGCCCCAGCCCUCGAAGGAAGGAACGACCCCAAGAUCAACAAAUGGGUUUAGAAGAGCCAACAGCUGCGGCAACCAAUUUCCCAAGCGCCGAAGACUCUGUGGCCCUGAGGAUGGUGAUGUAUUCACAGAGUCAGCAAGUAUUGGGCCGUCGAAGCUUUCAGUCCUGAUUGAGAGAGUCCAAGAAGGCAUGACUCAACCCAAACGGUCUUCAACUGAGAGCUCCAGAUCGCCAAAUGUAUUAUCGGCAGAGAGAUCAUCCCCUACCGAUGAAAAUAACUCGCCAAUGCAUCACAAAGAACGCCGUGGGGCGAAGGCUAUGAAGGCUAUGGCAGCGAAUUCCGUACCCCAAAAUUCACAGGUGACAAGCUACGAUUUCGAUAGAACUUCUCAGCCCAAGGGAGCUCCGGCGAAGUCGGACUCUUCAGACUACGGAGACUUUGAUGAUGACGAGCUUGACGCAACCUUUCUCGAAGUACUGGAAUCAAACCCAACGCAGCCCAUAUUGGAGAACACGAUAACAUCAAACUCCAUUACACGGAUUAACCCCUUUUCAAAAUCACCGCAAAGACACCGUAAUAUAAACCUACAGCCUCCAUCAGUCAAGGCGUCGAAAGAUUCGAGCACUCUGAAAUCUACAGACGAAUUUGGUGGUUUUGAUGAGGAUGUGUUGGGAGACGAUCUUGAGCAGGUUCUCUCGCAAUUCGACAGAAAAGCUCCCAGUCCGAACGUGAGGAAAGGUGCAGCUAAACCAUCGGGACUGGUCAACAGUCUCGGGGCGUCAAGAAGGGUGGCGUCAGUAGCAGAUUCUGAUGACGAAUUUGGAGAUGAUGGCCUAGAUGAAUUUGAUCUUGAGGCAGCAGAAGUUGCGGCUACUCAGUCUAUGCAGCAAACAGCCAAUGGUCUAUUACCUUCCACACAAAAACAAGCCAUCCAGCGAUACCUAGUCACAAGCAUCAUAGAAUCCGAAUUUGAAAAUGCCUAUGGAAGCAAACAGAAAGAAAAAAUCCUCUUCCUCCAGGCCGAGAAACAAAAUACAACCGUCUUUGUUAACCUCCGCGGCUGCUGGUGGGAUAGCCCAGUCACGGAAGAAGCUUAUGUUCACAUUAUUGGGCUUUUCAAGAAUGGACGUUGCAUAAUCGACGACGAGAACAACAUGCUGAUCCUACAUCCUGAUCAUCUGAUUUCCUCCACAACGGUUGCGGACUCCUUUGGCUGCUCUCGCAGGGCUGUGCUCCAAGAUAGGGUUAAGGCGACGAGCGAUUCUUCCCCUCCCCUAGUGUAUGGUACGCUCUUGCAUGAAAUAUUCCAAGCUGCGAUGACUGCCAACAGAUGGGAUUCCGAGUGGUUGAGCGAGCUCAUUGAAGACGUAGCCACGAGGCAUGUCGAGGAUCUUUAUACCAUUCAGAUUCAGAUUCCUGCGGCCAUAGAACAUCUACAGAGUAAGAUGGCCGAGCUUCAGUCCUGGGCAGAACUGUUCAUUUCCUCUAAACCAAAGCCCGAAGCCAUAAUCAAAGCCAGACAUGGCGAGAAGGCCACCAUGUGCGUCAGCAAAUUGCUUGAUGUCGAGGAACAUGUCUGGUCGCCAAUGUACGGUCUCAAGGGCAACAUUGAUGCUACUGUUCAAGUCACAAUGAAAGAAGGCAGCAAGAGCAGAACACUGACUGCCCCAUUUGAGGUCAAGACCGGCAAAAAUCCGAGUGCUUCACACAGAGCACAAACCACUCUUUAUAAUCUUCUUUUGUCUGACCGGUAUGAUGUUGAGAUCGCGUACGGUAUCCUUUAUUACAUGGAAACAUCGGAAACAAUCAGAAUACCGGCAAUUCGGCACGAACUUCGCCAUAUGAUCAUGCAGCGUAAUGAUCUCGCUUGCUUUGUACGGGAACGGCAUUCACAUCUACCUCCUAUGUUAAAAAAGGAACACAUGUGUAACCGAUGUUAUGCGAAGACGACUUGUUUUAUAUAUCACAGACUUGCUGAUGAUGGGAAUGGCGAGACGAGUGGAUUAAAAGCGAAAUUCGAUGAUGUCGUGAAGCAUCUGACUCCAAAACAUAAGGAGUUCUUCCUGAAAUGGGAUGACUUGCUCACGAAGGAAGAGAAGGAAUGUCUCAAGCAUCGAAGGGAGCUGUGGACAAUGCUAAGCUCCGAACGAGAAAAACUGGGAAGAUGCUUCUCCAGCGUGAUCAUCGAGCCUGGCUCUGCCUAUGAAGAUCAGAACAAUCCCAAGAUCAACCGAUUCCAAUAUGUCCUCAUCAAAGGAGCAGAUGCUGCAGAAGUAUCAUUUAUCGAUUCUCAGAUUGGGGUUGGAGAACCGAUAGUAAUAUCGGACGAGAAGGGACACUUUGCUCUUGCAAAUGGUUAUGUAACGAAGGUACGAAAGCAUCGAAUUACCGUUGCUGUGGAUCGUCGUCUGCACAAUUCCCGCAUCCGCCAGCCUGGAUUCGACGAACACGAUAACCAAGUAUUCGCAAGCAUCAUGGAAGUAGGAGCAGACGGAUCAAGAAUUGUCGGGUCCGCAAGAAAGAACCCCGAAGAGCCAGUCAAGUACAGACUUGACAAGGACGAAUUUAGCAAUGGUAUGGCUCUCGCCAGGAACAACAUAGUUCAGACAAUGGCAGACGGGCCCUUUGGUUCUCGCCAAAUCCGUGGUCUGGUGGUAGAUCUCAAUGCGCCAAGCUUCAAGACGAAUUCCACCGCAUACGUCUUGAAAGAUCGAGAGAACAUCAAUAUUGACCAGAGGAGAGCCAUUCAAAAGGUGAUGAGCGCUGAGGACUAUGCCCUCGUCCUCGGAAUGCCCGGGACAGGCAAGACCACUACCAUCGCCCAUAUCAUCCGAGCGCUUGUUUCUCAGGGAAAGAGCGUUCUGCUCGCGUCUUACACACAUUCGGCUGUUGACAACAUUCUCCUAAAACUGAAGGAUGAUCAAAUUCCUAUCCUGCGACUAGGCACCUUUGCGAAGAUUCAUCCGGAAGUACGGGAAUUCACAACGCUUGCGGUAGAAAACAAAACUUCAUUCGACGAGAUCAGAAGUGCCUGGCACGACACUCCAAUAGUAGCCACUACCUGUCUCGGCAUCAAUCACGCCAUCUUCAAUGAACGCACAUUCGACUACUGUAUCGUCGAUGAAGCCUCUCAGAUCACCCUUCCUGUCUGCCUCGGACCCAUCCGCCUCGCUCGAACAUUCAUCCUGGUCGGCGACCACAACCAGCUCCCACCACUUGUCCAAAACGAAGAAGCUCGCAUAGGGGGUCUGGAUAUUAGUCUCUUCAAGCAUCUAUCAGACAUGCAUCCGAGUUCAGUCGUCUACCUCGAGCACCAAUACCGAAUGUGCGAAGACGUACAGGCUUUAAGCAACGCCCUCAUCUACGGCGGGCGACUUAAAUGUGGAAAUGCAGAAGUUGCAGCCCGCAGUCUCGAAGUUCCUAACUUCGACGGCCUAAGAAACCGUCACUUCAGCCCCUCUACCAUCUCCCGCAGCCAGAAAUCCAUCUGUCUUGGCGGCUUCAUGAAAGGCAGAUGCUGGAUCCGCGACCUUAUCUCCCCAGAAAUCAAAGUAGCCUUCAUAAAUACCGACCCCUUAGUCCCUCUUUCAAGAGAAGAAUCGAGGGGUAACGGAACCGUCAAUCCCACAGAAGUCAAGCUUUGCGUCCAGCUCGUAGAGUCCCUCCUCAGUGUCGGCGUCCCAGCUUCAAGCAUAGGCGUCAUGACGCACUACCGCUCACAACUUGCGCUCCUGCAACACGGACUCCGCUCACACACUGAUGUGGAAAUGCACACCGCAGAUCGGUUCCAAGGCAGGGACAAAGAAGUCAUCAUCUUGUCACUUGUACGCUCGAAUGAGGCGAAAAGUAUUGGUGACUUGCUGAAGGAUUGGAGGAGAAUCAAUGUAGCGUUUACGCGUGCUAAGAGUAAGUUGCUUGUUGUUGGCUCAAGGGAGACGCUGAAGGGGAAUGGUGAUGAUGAGAUGGUGUCAAAGUUCGUGGGGUUGAUGGAGGAGAAGGAUUGGAUCUAUAACUUGCCUAAUGAUGCGAUGGAUAAUCAUUAUUUUGAAGAGGUUGGCACGCAAGCUACACAGGCUACUGCUAGUGCUGUUAGCAAUCAUGGUGGUACGCAGCUCAAGGGUUUUGAGCAUGGAGAUACCGGUAUGCGGAAAGAGAAAACGAUUACUGGCAAGAGGAAGUUCGGCAGUGAGGCCCAUGGCAAAGAGAAUGCCGGAGGUACGAGACAGCCCAACAAGAGAGUCGUGGGGCAAAAGCCAUUCAAACCACCGGCAAUGUCGGUGAUGGGGAAUAUCCUUAAUGAGGAGUUGGGUUAG